CUAUCCUUCCUCUAUGAUAUUUACCAUAAUAUUUUAUAUUAAUUUUUGUAAUAUGUUUGCACAGAUGAUGGGUUGCGCCAGCAGCAUAAGACGCCUCAAUAAUAACAAUAAUUAUGAUGACUAUGAUGAUGAUGAUGAAAAUCGCUCAGAACGGAGAUUCAGCAUUUUGGGAACUUCUGGGAGGAGUAGAGGGGGUAACUCACCCCUCCACUUGCCCAAUUCCAAGUUGACUUUCAGCCGUGAUCAGCUCAACUGUUUAAACCAAUAUUUCAACGAACAGCUGGAUAAUCGUGACAACGAUGUGGACCUCCCAAGAACUUCAAACGAUGAGCUGCUGUCAUUGGUGGAGAGGCUGGUCCAGAGACUGCUAUGUACUGUGGGCACUUUGGAUCCAAGAUUCGCCUCUAUGUUACUCAUCAAUGCCAAACCGUCUACUAAUUACUCUAAGCCAACUUCGGGCGGAUUUCGUCUGACCUAUCUGGUCAGGCUGGAUCGUCUCUCAUCCCCUCCUACUUUCGAAGAAGAGGGAAGACCGGUGUGUGUGAUAUGUGAGGGUGAAGGGGGACCCCAGGGUUUUGCGAAAAUUCGUCUCCAGGGGACCGGAUGUGAUGAUUGGGCCGAAUUUGUUAACAACAAUGGAUACCUCAGGAGAGACAAAAUACAAGAGCGCUUCGUAGAGCUGCUAGCCUGGGCUGUGUCAGCCAAGGGGGACGCGUUGCAUGUCCCACAGUCGGCACUCAUAGAUGAGACACACCUGGCGGGGGACACAUUGCGUGUCCCACAGCCGGCACACAUAGAUGAGACACAUCUGGCGGGCGCACCUGGCAAGGUCAUUCCUGAUGCCUUGGCAGCCAGGCGUAUUCUCAACACUCCAGCCAAUCAAAGACUCUUCUAUGGACCAGCAUCAACCAAUCGCACCGCAUUUCCAGAUCCACGUGACUUCCGAAUCGCCAUCUUGGACGGAGGCGCGUGUGUGCGCCUGCGUGUAGCUUUGCUCAACCACAGUCAGCUGUUCAAAGGUCAAGGCUCAAGGUCACAACAUCAAGGUCACCUGUUCGACAACCACUCGUCAGCUGAUCGGGAUGUCACGGUCACACUGACACUGGGCGUUGAGGCUGAAGGAUGGCCCAGAUCAGCUGAUUUCCCCUUGCCACGAACAGCCAUCACACACUGUGAUGCACUGUUGUAUCAGAAGGCUGCCACCACUUUUGACAAUGUUUUAAUUGAACCUUUCAGAGAAUGGCUUUAUCUGGUCCCCUGCCCACCACACCCAGCCACCAGAUGCGAUGACCGCAGUGCAACAUGGCAACUGCGCUUCCCAGCCACCGAGCAGCUGCUGCUAUUGGGCAACACAACAGCCAAUUGUGUGCUAGCCACUCUGGCGGCCAUCUUGGACGAGAUGCACCGCAGCAACAUUUGUGCCUCACAAUAUAAUGUGUCGCCACAUAAAGCCCCUCAAAAUGUAGUCUCACACUUGCUGGCCACCACUGUUUGGUUUUCUGCUGAGCAGAGUGGUGCAGAUUGCAGUCCCUUGAAAGCCAUGAAACGAUGGAGCAGAGCUACGUUGUCCAGACAUGUGCUGAAAUGCCUAGACCAACUGAUAGCAGCAUUGCAAACUCAACGGCAGCGUUCUUACUUCUUUCCCUGGCUGAAUGUGGUGCUGAAUCCAGCUGACUGUGACGUCACACAUCACCACUUCACCGAAGAGGACUAUAUACAGGAAGCUCAGCUGCUACAUACCUAUCUCACCAGACUGCACUCUGUGUCCCUAUCACCGCGUCUCACCACCGCCAACAAUGAAACCACCAACCACCAGAUCCAGGUGACCUCCGAACUGACCGCUCGCUGGUCGCGGCUACUGGCUGAUAUGACACCCUCGAGGCAACGAGACAGUGAGGCAUUGUACUCGCCAAGGCAGCUUGCCUACAUUGGUCAGUUGUUUCGAGGAAUGCUCGCUGUCAAGACACUCACACUGACACAGACCCACCACAUGCCAGCCUGGUACCAGGACAUCAGUCCUUCCAACCUUGGCACACCUCCUAACUACCCGGCUGAUAACCAGGGCACAGAAGAUGUUGUCUACUUACUGUCGGCCAUUUUGGAUCAGGCCCGGAUGACCAAAAAAGGGCCAUUGUGCACCAAGUCUGGGAAAAGUCGGCCAAUGUGCAGUGGCCUUAAAAGUCAACAAGAACCGAGCAGUGGCCUUAAUCGUAGAGGAGGAAGAGGGUCUACACUGGACGCAUAUGAAACAGCUGUGCAGUGCCUCAUGCAGCAAGUGAGGCAAGACAAGUGCCAGCUGCCUUACAAUGAUGAUGCCAUACUGGUCAGGGAAGUCCUCCGUUGGCUUUACUUAGCAGCCACCCACGACCGGAAACACUUGGCACCCAUUGUGCGACCAUUUCUCUCACAGCUGUUCUUAGUCUCACAUCACAACUGCUGGCAUAACAUGGCACCACCGACGAAUACCAGCACUGAUCUAUGGCUGCUAAACAUGGACAGCAGUCAGGAAGCACAUGUGCUUGGCCGAUUCUGCACACUAGUCAAUUGUGCAGGUCUGCGACCAAGUGACGGUGUUGUGGAUGCAUUGAGGAAGGGUUGGAACUGGGCGGCAGCGAUAGUGGAAGCAGCCAAUCGCAUGCAAGAUGGCGUCGAGUUGGUGUUUACACCGCGAGAGGGCAGAACAGUACGGCACAGAGUGACAGUGGUCAAUGGAGUGGCCACAAACACAACACGCAGUCUGGGACGGAAAGUGGGUGACCACUCUAUGCAUCUACCUGCUCUGAGCAGUCUGGGAAGGAGAAUCAGUGACCACUCUAGGCAUUUAUCUGCUCUAAGCGAGGUGGUGAGGCGGACAUCGCUAUCAUUAAAUGAAAGCCUGGCUGCUCGCUUCCGAUUGGCUAUUGAUGGUGAGUGGGCGUGGCAAGGGGGGAGCGGCCUCGACCAAUGGCAGACACCGCAUUCGUAUUUGCGCGCCAACAGCCCAAUGACACUGGUUGCCGUGGCAACAGCCAAUCAGGGCACGUCCUAUGCGGCGGCCAUUGUUAACACACUCAUUGCUCUCAACAAGUUCACGGUGCUACAAGAGGUGGCCAGCCUGUUGCCAGAGGACGUGCGUGCACAGACUUUAGGUGACAUCCGACGCAUCACCAGGGAACGCAGACGGACGCACGCACAUAAUCGCAACAUGGCGCAUGCGCAAAACAGUUUCAGCAGUCAGCAUAGCGGCGCUACUGUUGAUUCUAGCAGGAGUCUUGUCACAGUUGACAGUGCACCAGUCAUCAACAACCGAUCACAGUCCUGUCUAAAUAUCACAGCCUUGGACAACCGCUAUGCCACCUAUCGGUCACUGGACGAACUAGCUUUCAAAACAGCUGAUUUGGGCGACAUAACCUCAAAACCCAACAAACUUACCCCGGGAACAGCUGACUGUGACAAACUAACAUCAAAUUAUGGCAGAAUGACCUUGGGAUCAGCUGUCUUGGGUGACAACCUAACCUCAAAAUCUGGAAGAAUGAUUUUGGGAACAGCUGAUUUGGGUGACAACCUAACCUCAAAAUCUGGAAGAACGACCUUGGGAACAGCUGAUUGUGGCAACCUAACCUCAAAAUCUGUAGGAAUGACCUUGGGAACAGCUGACUGUGACAACCUAACCUCAAAAUCUCGUGAUUCGACCUUGAAAUCAGCUGAUUUGGACAGAACACUGUUGGGAACUUGUAGACUGGCGCGUUCCCGCCAAAACCUGUCCACCAUUUGUGAUGCCGCAUUCUUCGAUGCCCCAAUUUUUUAUGCCGAUUCAGUGAAAUUCAAUCCGUGCGCCCAGCCACUUCUGGCGCUAACAGCUGAUAAUCGUCUGACAUUGCUGAGGAAGAGUCAACAGUGUAGGGCGAGACGGUGUGAUAGUUUAAACGAGCAUCAGAGGCCUCAGAAUAGAGGCAAAAAGGAGAUGGUUACCAAACUAUAGUCAAGUUUUUACUUUACAGUAAAAUUCACUUUAAAAUCUCUACAACCCUAAUGAAUUAGCAUGGAAGCUUACCAUCCAACCAAUGCUCAUAGUUCAAGUUGAAUCCUAACUAUAUAGUG
Messenger RNA from Nilaparvata lugens (brown planthopper), 4080 nucleotides. RefSeq lists its product as uncharacterized. Lineage: Eukaryota; Metazoa; Arthropoda; Insecta; Hemiptera; Delphacidae. The record is from RefSeq and is a predicted model, not a curated record.